GACUGGCGCAUUGCCUGAGUUAAGGAUUAAAAUAUUAACUAAUGUCCCUAUUAAUGCUUUGAGGAAGGAUUGUAAAUAGGAAUAGUGGCCAAACUUGAUGUGCGUUUCGCCCUGUCUCCAUGAAGGGCGAAGCGUGCCUUCCGUUGGGCCUGCGCUCAUUUGGCUUCAGGGUUCAGGUUCAGACCCAGCUGUUCCUUCUCCCUCCGUGAAUUGGGAGGUUGGAACAAUGCCGGAUAAAGGGGAGUUUCUGGUUGCUUGAGAGUGGCUUUUAAAAACAGACCCCAGGCUCUAUAGAUAACAUAUGCCAUGGAAUAGACUACAAUCUGAAUAUUGAAAUUGCAGCCACUCAAUGCCAACGGAGGCAAAUUCAGGGCUUCGCUCCCUGGAUAGCUUAAAGGGUGACUCCCUCUCUGGCCAGUUCUUGACCUCCACUCCAGGCGCCUGACCCUCAACGAUGGCCCUGCUGGCCCGGCUGAAGCGUGGCUGCUCUCGACUCCGGCUGCUGUGGGGCCCGCUCUCCGUCCUGGCGACCCUCUCCUCCCUGGGCUUCCUGAUCAGUGGUGGCCACGAGGAGCUGCUCUCGCACUCGCUGCCUUACUUCCUGCUCCGCGAUGGGGGGCACCCCAUCAGUCCACCACUCCUGCCCUCCUCGGAUGCCUUCCUCCUCCUGCCGACGCCCGAGGCCUGCUCCCCGAAGGCCCCCUCCCUCCUGGUCAUGGUGGUCAGUGCCCCCAGCCACGUGGUCCAGCGCCAGGCCAUCCGCUCCACCUGGGGAGGGUCCCGCUGGGCCGGGGAGUUCACCGUCCGGACCUUCUUCACCCUGGGGCUGCCCCGGGAGCCCUUUCUUCAGGCGGUGCUGGAGCGGGAGGCGGCUGAGCACCGGGACCUGGUCCAGGGCCGUUUCCUGGACACCUAUGGCAACCUGACCCUCAAGACGCUGGCCCUCAUGGGUUGGGUGGCCACUCGCUGCCCAGGGGCCCUCUUCCUGGUCAAGGUGGACGACGACGUCUUCCUCAACCUGCCCGGCUUGGCCGAGGAGCUGGGCCGCCUCCCCGCCCUGGCCCCCGCUUACCUGGGCCGCAUCCACUGGCGAGUCUGGCCCAGCCGGGACCCCCGCAGCCGCCACCACGUCCCCCGCAGUCUCUACCCAGGGGGGCCCUUCCCGCCCUACUGCAGCGGGACGGCUUAUGUGCUCUCGGGGCCCGCUGUGCCCGCCUUGCUGGGGGCCGCCCGGCAUGUGCCCCUGGUGCCCCUGGAGGACGUCUUCGUGGGGCUCUGUGCACGGCGUGCCAGCAUCGCCCCGCAACACCUGGCCCGCAUGAGUGGGGCGUCCCACCUGCCCCCAGACCCCUGCUGCUACCGGGGGGUCCUGCUCAGCGUCCACCACGUCACCCCCGAAGAGAUGGCCAUCAUCUGGGACUCGGCCGCCCCCAACGAGGAGACCUGCCAGCUCUGGCAGCGGGCGCUGGGCUCCCUGCGGUGCAAGGCCUUGGCCUGGCUGGCCGCCCUCUGAGACCAGGAAGGGCCGAUGUCCAUUUGUCUGGACAAAUGGACAUUCAAUUCAAAAGGUAGAGCCAAGGCAC
Molecule: messenger RNA, 1583 nt
Organism: Anolis sagrei ordinatus
Lineage: Eukaryota; Metazoa; Chordata; Lepidosauria; Squamata; Anolidae
Product: beta-1,3-galactosyltransferase 4
Cellular component (GO): Golgi membrane
Molecular function (GO): N-acetyl-beta-D-glucosaminide beta-(1,3)-galactosyltransferase activity
Source: RefSeq, a predicted model, not a curated record